This is a messenger RNA of Echinostoma caproni, 1830 nucleotides long. The record is from the annotation of a GenBank genome assembly. NCBI's taxonomy places the organism in Eukaryota, Metazoa, Platyhelminthes, Trematoda, Plagiorchiida, Echinostomatidae.
ACCAACAAUGAACUGGCUGUCAAAGUUCUUUACAACUAUUAUGCCAGUGUGAAUCGUUCGGACAGUCCUAAUGACCCACUAGAUGUGGCCACAUCUGUGGAUUGGGUCCUAUUACAUCGGCAGUUGGAACGUGAAUGUGACCUAAGACCAUCCUCGGGGCAUCCAAACAUUGUACCUCUUGUGGGCCAUUUCCUUGACCGAGCUCCAACUUGCACAAGUAUCAAGCCUUCAGUCGCGGAACAAGCGUCGGAGCCAGAGCAAUCCGCAGAAGAGAGCAGCAGGAGUGACUCUUUCACUGUUCUGUCUCAGUGCACACACACGGACUCACAUGAUGCAUCUUCCAAAUCCGGGAUCCCUCUUGAGACACCCAAACCUGUUUGGGUGGGAGCCGACUCCUUUCCCGAAGGUUUCGGUGGGCAGCCAUUCACCUAUUAUUUACUGAUGCCCAAAUUCAGUGCGACCUUGGACGAUCUCUUGUCAGGAACGUGGAAUCCAUCUGUGCAGUCCAAAUUUGAACAAGACCUCACACGAACACACUCAAAGCCUGCGGUUACUUCAGGUGGAUCGUCCUUGGGUAACAGCUCGAGCGUGGCAUCUGAAUCGAUGUCAUUCAUCACUCAACCGGAUACAAUAUCGAGUGAAUGUGUCUCAACUCAUUCUUCUGCGGAAGAUGAUGCUCAAACCGGGGUGAUUGGUUUGGACAAUACACCCACCGCAACCAGCACCACUGAAGCUCUCAUCAACGCCCCGUCUCCACCAACCACGCCGAAGUGCUUAUUGGAUGUGGACGAAAUCAUUGCGAUUUUAGCUCAGCUUUUUGAUGCUGUGGCAGAACUAGAACGCCUCGGGGUAGCACAUCGAGACAUCAAACCAAACAAUAUUUUGUUGAGACCAAGACCCCCUUUAUCUGCCGACCAACGUUCUGAUGUACGCCUUGCGCAAUCAAAUCGAGGCACGUUCGAGUAUGACCGUAAUUGGCUAGAUGAUCACGAGGUUUCUUCCACUAACACACGGUUUCAUGUUGCUAUCACCGAUUUCGGAUGCGCCAUUCGAACGACACCGAAGGUUCCAAGGGAUUUCCAGUCCAGUUUCCUUCAGAUUAUCGGUCAUCUGUUUAAUCCAAGUGCAAUUCCAACUCCACAACCGGAUGUGUUCACACACAGCGGGAAUGUAUCACUUCUGGCUCCAGAGAUAACGGUAGUACUCGCAUCCCGUGAUUCAUCCGAACCAGACUCUGGUGUUAUAUCGCCCCUAGAUUACUCACGUGCGGAUUUGUGGGCGGUUGCGACACUGGUCUACUCUCUUUUUGGACAAAACAAUCCGUUCACUGAUGGUACUCUGUCUUCCGUCACGUAUUCCGAGUCCGAGUUGCCCAGCUUGCCGGAUCGUGCUCCAGGCAUUGUUUCCUGGCUCGUGACCAACUNCCAACUGCCUUCGACGCAACAAAGUCGUCUAGGACGCUACUCGGAACAGCCCCACGUGAGCAAAACCAGCGAGUUGAAUGGAAUUGAGACAAAUUUAAUCGACCUCCACCUAUCCAAAGAAUUGGAACAGUUGCCUCGGGGUGAUUUGUCUCCCCCGGUGGCCACUCGACUCCGGGCGUUUCUGAAUGCUUGUUGGGCUGCAGACUGGUUAACGGGACCAGCUAGACCACCUAACGGAUUGCGAGUGUCUUUCUAUCGCCGUGUGACGCUCAAUAGGUUGGCAAUGUGCUUGCAUAUAGUCAUUCGUGAGGAGGCCAUGCGCGCUCACCGAAUUACGAGUUCCAUCGCAGCAGCUGUUGGCCCCAUCACGUUUCCCGUUCAACUGCUCACUUCGUGUAUUCGGUGA